Lepus europaeus (European hare) is the source of this 2206-nucleotide messenger RNA. It is a transcript of the gene PCK2, whose product is annotated as phosphoenolpyruvate carboxykinase 2, mitochondrial. Gene Ontology annotation, biological process: cellular response to glucose stimulus; response to starvation; gluconeogenesis. Gene Ontology annotation, molecular function: manganese ion binding; phosphoenolpyruvate carboxykinase (GTP) activity; GTP binding. NCBI's taxonomy places the organism in Eukaryota, Metazoa, Chordata, Mammalia, Lagomorpha, Leporidae. The coding region runs from base 116 to 2038 and encodes 640 amino acids. Gene Ontology annotation, cellular component: cytosol. The record is from RefSeq and is a predicted model, not a curated record. The transcript is spliced from 10 exons.
CAGCCUCAGCUCCCGCUGCUUCGCCCUGCUUGCUACUUCCCCGUCUCUCACGUCUCCCACGUCUCCCCGGCUCCGCUCGGUUCUGUGACCACCCCGCAGCCCCCGCCCCGGUGCCAUGGCCGCUGCGUACCGCCCCGGCCUGCGGCUUAGCUGGCGUGGGCUGAGCCCCUGGGGCUGGUCGUCAUGCCGCAGCAUCCAGACCCUGCGCGUGCUCAGUGGAGAUCUGGGCCAGCUGCCUGCUGGAGUCCGGGACUUUGUGGAGCGCAGUGCCCGCCUGUGCCAACCAGAGAGCAUCCACAUCUGCGAUGGGACCGAGGCCGAGAAUACUGCCACAUUGACCCUGCUGGAGCAGCAAGGGCUCAUCCGAAAGCUCCCCAAGUACAAUAACUGCUGGCUGGCCCGCACAGACCCCAAGGAUGUGGCACGCGUAGAGAGCAAGACGGUGAUUGUGACCCCCUCUCAGCGGGACACGGUGCCACUACCAGCUGGUGGGGCCCGUGGACAGCUGGGCAACUGGAUGUCCCCAGCUGAAUUCCAGCGAGCUGUGGACGAGAGGUUUCCGGGCUGCAUGCAGGGCCGCACCAUGUACGUGCUUCCAUUCAGCAUGGGCCCUGUGGGCUCCCCGCUGGCCCGCAUCGGGGUACAGCUCACCGACUCGGCCUACGUGGUGGCGAGCAUGCGCAUUAUGACGCGGCUGGGGACGCCCGUGCUUCAGGCCCUGGGAGAUGGGGACUUUGUCAAGUGUCUGCACUCCGUGGGCCAGCCGCUCACUGGGCCAGGGGAUCCGGUGAGCCAGUGGCCAUGCAACCCAGAGAAAACCCUGAUUGGCCACGUGCCUGACCAGCGGGAGAUCGUCUCCUUCGGCAGCGGCUAUGGUGGCAACUCCCUGCUGGGCAAGAAGUGCUUUGCCCUGCGCAUCGCCUCGCGGCUGGCCCGGGAUGAGGGUUGGCUGGCGGAGCACAUGCUGAUCCUGGGCAUCACCAGCCCCGCAGGGAAGAAGCGCUACGUGGCAGCCGCCUUCCCCAGCGCUUGUGGCAAGACGAACCUGGCCAUGAUGCGGCCCACGCUGCCAGGCUGGAAAGUGGAGUGUGUGGGGGAUGACAUCGCCUGGAUGAGGUUUGACAGCGAAGGUCGACUCCGGGCCAUCAACCCUGAGAACGGCUUCUUCGGUGUGGCCCCUGGCACCUCUGCCACCACCAAUCCCAAUGCCAUGGCCACAAUCCAGAGCAAUACUCUCUUUACCAACGUGGCUGAGACCAGCGAUGGAGGCGUGUAUUGGGAGGGCAUCGACCAACCCCUUCCACCUGGUGUCACCGUGACCUCCUGGCUGGGCAAACCCUGGAAACCUGGUGACAAGGAGCCCUGUGCACAUCCCAACUCUCGCUUCUGUGCCCCUGCUCGGCAGUGCCCCAUCAUGGACCCAGCGUGGGAGGCCCCAGAGGGUGUCCCCAUUGAUGCCAUCAUCUUUGGAGGCCGCAGACCCAAAGGGGUACCCCUGGUUUACGAGGCCUUCAACUGGCGUCAUGGGGUGUUCGUGGGCAGUGCCAUGCGCUCUGAGUCCACUGCGGCAGCUGAGCACAAAGGCAAAAUCGUCAUGCACGACCCGUUCGCCAUGCGGCCCUUUUUCGGCUACAACUUUGGGCGCUACCUAGAACACUGGCUGAGCAUGGAGGGGCGCAAGGGGGCCCAGCUGCCACGCAUCUUCCACGUCAACUGGUUCCGGCGUGAUGAGGCAGGCCGCUUCCUGUGGCCAGGCUUUGGGGAGAAUUCUCGUGUGCUAGACUGGAUCUGCCGGCGCUUAGAGGGCGAGGAGAGUGCCCGAGAGACCCCCAUCGGGCUGGUGCCCAAGGAAGGGGCCUUGAAUCUCAGCGGCCUGGGAGCCAUAGACACCACUCAGCUCUUCUCACUCCCCAAGGACUUCUGGGAACAGGAGGUGCGUGACAUUCGGAGCUACCUGACAGAGCAGGUCAACGAGGACCUGCCCAAGGAGGUGCUGGCUGAGCUGCAGGCCCUGGAGGAACGCGUGCGCAGAAUGUGACCCGAGGCUGCUUGCUGGCAGGAGAGCACAGCGUGCCCGUGGGGAUGGGGCGCCCCAGCUUGCAGGAGGUAGAAGCCAUUUGAUUGUAACUAACAUCUGCGCACCGGGGGACCAGCCCUUCUCACACGCCCUGUCCCAUAAUAAGAGAUGCUCGUUCAUUUUACACAA